Molecule: messenger RNA, 3468 nt
Organism: Tachysurus fulvidraco (yellow catfish)
Lineage: Eukaryota; Metazoa; Chordata; Actinopteri; Siluriformes; Bagridae
Product: nuclear factor 1 X-type-like
Exons: 13
Coding region: 745-2331 (528 amino acids)
Biological process (GO): regulation of transcription by RNA polymerase II
Cellular component (GO): nucleus
Molecular function (GO): RNA polymerase II cis-regulatory region sequence-specific DNA binding; DNA-binding transcription factor activity, RNA polymerase II-specific
Source: RefSeq, a predicted model, not a curated record
UUGGGAGACUCUGUGCCAAAUAGGUGGGUUCAGCCCGGUGCUGGCACACUUUUGGGGCGAUGGUUAGGAAAAGAACGUAGAGAGAGAGCGAGUCGGGAGAGAAAAAAAAGGGAGAAAGGGAAGCAUCGGUCGGGUUUGCCAGCGACUCUCUCGCACGCUCUUCCAACAGCGAUUCGGUUCUCUGUUGUUUUUUUUUUUUUUGCUCUUUGCUUCGCUUCCUCGCUACCCCCCUCCUUGCUGUUGUUCUCUCUCUCUCUUUUUCUGUGUCUCUCUAUCCUUCUCUCUCUCUCUAUCUCUCUCUCUCUCUCUCUCUCUCUCAAUAUCCUCGAACGCAGAGCGUACAGAUCUGAACAGACGUCACUUGCCAUUUUGCCAAACGAUUUUUCUUAUCUAACACUUUUUUGUGAUUAUAUUCUUCACUCCACAUUUUUGCACACAGUCUUUUCUGUGUCUGAGCUAGCAACAUAUAAACUUUUUUUUUUUUCAUGCUUUUCUUUUGUUGUUUAGCAUAUUGAUAUUUUUUUGGCUCUUACCCUCCUUUAACACAUUUACUCACAGCAAAAUUAGCUUGGCAUUUCUUUUUCUCGACUCCCGUUUUUCUCUCUUAGUCUAACGACAUUUAUUUCUCCGGGUAGCGAGAAUUAGGAUAUGCGCUAUUGACUAAAACAAGGAGAGGACCUGUUCUACUAUUUUAUUUUAUUUUUGUUUGUUUGUUUAUGCUGAAGUUAAUGAUGAAAGUGCAAAAUGGAUGAGUUCCACCCGUUCAUCGAGGCGCUCCUGCCACACGUGCGUGCCUUCUCCUACACCUGGUUUAACCUGCAGGCACGCAAGCGCAAGUACUUCAAGAAGCACGAGAAGCGCAUGUCCAAGGACGAGGAGCGCGCCGUGAAGGAUGAGCUGCUUGGAGAAAAGCCUGAGAUCAAGCAGAAGUGGGCGUCGCGGCUCCUCGCCAAGCUGCGCAAGGACAUCCGGCCCGAGUUCCGCGAAGACUUCGUGCUCAGCGUGACGGGCAAGAAGCCUCCGUGUUGUGUGCUCUCCAACCCGGACCAGAAAGGCAAGAUGAGACGCAUCGACUGCCUGAGGCAGGCCGACAAGGUGUGGAGGCUCGACCUGGUCAUGGUGAUCCUGUUUAAAGGCAGCCCGCUGGAGAGCACGGACGGAGAGAGGCUCGUCAAAUCUCCACAGUGCUCCAACCACACCCUGUGUGUGCAGCCACACCACAUCGGCGUCUCGGUCAAAGAGCUCGACCUCUACCUGGCCUACUUCGUCCACUUGCCAGAAUCAGGACAAUCAGACAGUUCGAGCCAGCAGGCGGACUCAGACAUCAAACCCCCACCAAAUGGGCAUUUGAACUUCCAGGACUGCUUCGUCACGUCAGGGGUUUGGAACGCGGCCGAGCUCGUACGAGUCUCACAGACUCCUGUUGCCUCAGCCUCGGGUCCUAACUUUUCAUUGGCCGACCUGGAAAACCCCAGUUACUACAACAUCAACCAAGUAGCACUGGGCCGACGCUCACUGACAUCACCACCGUCUACUAGGGCUGAGGUGGAGUUGUACGCGAGUCUUCCUCGGAGCUCCACUAAGCGUAAGUCUAUAGAUGACAGUGAGAUGGACAGCCCAGUAGACGAUGUGUUCUAUCCCACGCGCUCCCCUGCUGGAACCAGCUCACAGUCCAGUGGUUGGCCUAGUGAUGUGGAUGCAGUGCAGCACCACUUGGCCAGCGUUCAGGAGAGGAAGAUAAAACAUGAAAACGAUGGCGUGCAGUUCCCUUACCAUGGGCUGUCCUCUCCCGGGUCUCUAAAGAAGCCGUCGGGGAAAUUCGAUUUCGGCGCCCUGUCGGCUCAGACGAGGUCACCCCGCAUGGCCUUCACACACCACCCGCUGCCCAUGCUGGCGGGAGUGAGACCAGGAAGUCCCAGAGCCUCAGCCUCCGCUCUCCAUUUCCCGUCUCCCUCCAUCAUCCAGCAGUCCAGCCCGUACUUCACCCACCCCACCAUCCGCUACCACCAUCACCAGGACCCGCUAAAGGAGUUUGUCCAGUUCGUCUGCUCCGACGGUACGGCCCAGCCCGGUGCGCAGCCUAACGGGAGCGGUCAGAGCAAAAUGGCCGGCUCUUUCCUGUUUCCUCCGCCUCCUCCGGUGGCACGGCCGGUGCCCCUCCCCAUGCCCGAGCCCAAACCCAGCCACACACACCCCGACGGGGGACUCGGCUCACCCUCAUCGCCCUCAUACUCCUCGCCAAGCUCCACAGCUCCCAACAGGUUUGUCGGCAUCGGAGCACGGGACAACUUUCUAAACAUCCCACAGCAGACACAGUCUUGGUUUCUUUGACAAGAUCCAUCUGAAACACACAGAUACAAAGUCUGUAGCUGAAACAUGAAACACAAAGCUAGGUACGGACCGCUAUGAGCUAAUCACUCCCAAUCCCCCUCUCCAUCCCGGAUCCACUCUGAUAGACCUGCGAGCAUUCUGAAACCUUCACCAUCAGCCCUCCAACCGGGAAUCUGGAAAUCUUCCACAGGAGUCCUCAAAAACUGCAUGGUUCUGCAAAUCUAAAACUGGAAAAAGACAAGAAAAAAAAAAACAACUAGUAAAACGGCAACACGGGAAAAAGCGGGAGUUAUGAAUUCCAUCCUGGAUGAAGAAGAGAUUUGAUUAUUUCGUUAGAAGAAGACUUUUUGUUGGUUUGUAAUCAAGAUGACCAGAGUAUUGACCAAUCUUUUUCAUCCUUUUCCUUUUAUUCAGUUGUUUUACAUCAUCCACCGAUCGUACCGCCAGGCCGAAGCGUUCUGCUUUCACUCCGUCACCGCUUGUUAAACAGUUUCCACAACUUAUGAUGUUGCACUUCAUUAUCGGACCUGUCUUAAGCAUCCGAUUGGACAAGAACUUACAAAAGACUCCCCAGCACCCUGCGCUUCGGAUCGGCUCGUCGUGACGAUUUCCAAAUCGCGGGUGUGUCCCAAACAUUGGAAUAGCACUUAAAAAUGGUCUGAAAAUUUCGCUCACGUCAAAUCCUAGUACAUCAUAGAAAUCGUAGUAUAUUUAACCGAUUUUACAUGAUAUCAUGUGUGUGUGUGUGUAAUAUGUGUGUGUGUGUGUUUGUGUGUGUGUGUGUUAUCUCCAUAGCGUGACAUUUCAACACUGAAAAAACAAAACAAACGAAAACCUGUUCACUAAUGUUCGUAAACACAACACAGCCCCGUCCCGCCCACCAGCCUGCUCUGACCAAUCGUACGACAGCUACCGAUCGAGGAGGACGAACUCUAGCACAUGUUUUCUCUACAAACACGUGAAACCAGCCGCGGCAUCUUUGCUACGUGAAAUUUAACACACUCUGGUCAGGACCACACACGAGUUAAACCGAACCGGUUGAGGGAGGAAAAAAGCGAACAUAAGAACACACAGACACAAGAACAGGGGGAAAAAAGCUGACCACUAAUGAGCAUCAGCAUGAGCGAGAGAACAGGA